Molecule: messenger RNA, 263 nt
Organism: Pelobates cultripes (western spadefoot toad)
Lineage: Eukaryota; Metazoa; Chordata; Amphibia; Anura; Pelobatidae
Source: the annotation of a GenBank genome assembly
AUGUCCAUUCUUAAUAACAGAAAGGGAUGGUGCGAAAAUGCAACCUUCGGAAACAAUGAUGGAAACUACCAACUGACUGCCCGGAUCCCGUGCGAGUGUGCGGCUUCCAGGAUGACCGUCGAUAGCCUGAGGAAAGCUGGAGACGUUCUCCGCAAUCCACGAGCGCCCGGGAGGUCGGAGGAGGUCAAGUCAGGCCUCUCGACGACCCGAGCAAUAGGAAAAGGAAGGCACGAAAACAAAAACCAUAAGAAAUGUAGAUAUGG